Molecule: messenger RNA, 1620 nt
Organism: Arthroderma uncinatum
Lineage: Eukaryota; Fungi; Ascomycota; Eurotiomycetes; Onygenales; Arthrodermataceae
Exons: 4
Coding region: 1-1620 (539 amino acids)
Biological process (GO): transmembrane transport
Molecular function (GO): transmembrane transporter activity
Source: RefSeq, a predicted model, not a curated record
AUGGAUGUGUCGCCACGUCAUACAAGUCCGCUCUACGAAGCUGGGGAGAAGAGCGAUAGUUCUAUAGAACAAGAUGUCGAACGGGGCGGACUAAGCAGGCUCGACUCAGUCCUAUCGACUGCAAGCCAGCAAUAUGGAACGGCAAUAAGUCGACUGAGGAGUCGAAAUUCUGGUCAAACAGCGCCAUUCACUCAUCCGUUGAGCCAUGUCAAGACCACGCCAGAUGUCAUUGUCGAUUUUAAUGGACCGGAUGAUCCCUACAGGCCUAUGAAUUGGUCGUUUCAAAAGAAGUGCAUAACCACAUUGCUAUAUGGCCUGACUACAAUGGGUUCUACGUGGGCUAGCGCAAUUUACGCACCGGGAAUCAAGCAAAUCAACGAAGAAUUCGGUGUAAGCGAGGAUGUGGGCACACUUGGGAUAAGUCUGCUACUAUUUGGUUUUGGUCUGGGUCCAUUGGUAUGGGCACCUCUAUCUGAGAUGUAUGGAAGGAAGCCUGCCGUCAUAUUCCCAUAUUUCAUUGCUGUGGUAUUUUCAUUCGCCACAGCUACUGCCAAAGAUAUCCAAACCGUUUUACUUUCACGAUUCUUCUGUGGAUUUUUUGGUGCUGCUCCUGUUACCAACACUGGUGGUGUGCUAGGUGAUAUAUGGUCAGCCGAAGACCGUGGAGCAGCCAUUGUUGGCUAUGCACUGUCUGUAGUGGGCGGUCCAACUAUAGGGCCGAUUGCUGGAGGCGCAAUUGUUCAGAGUUAUCUCGGAUGGAGGUGGACUGAAUAUCUCACCGGAAUAAUGAUGCUGUUCUUCCUCGUACUCGACGUUAUCUUUCUCGACGAGUCAUAUGCUCCAGUUUUGCUCGUAAAAAAAGCACGUCGUCUUCGUUAUUCGACAGGAAACUGGGCUUUGCAUGCACGCCAUGAAGAAUGGGACGUUGGAUUUGGAGAAAUGGCGAACAAAUACUUCGUCGUCCCAUUCCAGCUUCUUGCUACUCCAAUAUGUUUCUCCGUCGCCCUCUAUGCUUCAUUCGUCUACGGAAUCCUUUAUCUUAAUCUUGCCUCUUUCCCACUUCAAUUCCAGGAAGUGAGAGGCUGGAAUCAAGUCGUUGGCCAGCUUCCAUUCCUGGCUCUCCUCGUUGGAGUUCUACUAGGAGCGGUUGCAAACGUCAUGAACCAGAAGUUUUAUAUUAAAAAAUACAGAGCGAACAAUUGUCGACCUGUACCCGAGGCUCGUCUUCCUCCGAUGAUGGUUGGAUCAGUCAUGUUUGCCGGUGGCCUCUUCAUCCUGGGCUGGACGUCAGAUCCGCGUAUCCCCUGGAUAGCAACAGCGAUAGGAGCGUCUACUUUGGGCUUCGGCUUUUUUACCGUCUUCCAGGCUGCGCUGAACUACCUUAUCGAUACAUUCCCAACUGUGUCUGCCAGCGCCGUGGCGGCAAACACAUUUCUUCGAAGCAUGUUUGCUGGUGCAUUUCCCCUUUUCGUGAGGGCGAUGUAUGGCAAACUUGGAAUUCCUUGGGCGUCCAGUCUACUGGGAUUUGUAGCUGUUGCUCUACUCCCUAUUCCAUAUCUCUUUUACAUUUUUGGGCCGAAGAUCAGAGCAAAAGGCCGAUGGUCUCGUCCAUCACUCUGA